Apis florea (little honeybee) is the source of this 628-nucleotide messenger RNA. RefSeq names its product leucine-rich repeat extensin-like protein 3. Lineage: Eukaryota; Metazoa; Arthropoda; Insecta; Hymenoptera; Apidae. The record is from RefSeq and is a predicted model, not a curated record.
CGUCCACCUUCACCUCCAUCUCCACCUGUUACACGUCCACCUUCACCUCCAUCUCCACCUGUUACACGUCCACCUUCACCUCCUUCUCCACCUGUUACACGUCCACCUUCAACAUCAUAUCUACCUCCCAACAAAAAACCAUCAACCCAAAGCAAUACGUAUUUGCCACCUGAUACUACUCAAAGAACUACUACUCCGAGAAUUCCACCUACACCUACAGAUGAAAAUACUCCUUUCUAUCCAAGUACGCGACCUCCGCCAUACCUUCCACCUUCUACUCCAUCCACACCUCGCGUCACGGUGACACCACCGCCUCCGCCCACCCCAAUUUACACCCUUGUGCCAACAUCGACCAUCUACACUCCACCGCCAACUGGCAAACCCGCUCCGCCACCUACUGUACCACCAACCACGAAGAGGCCCAUUGGCUAUUUCUAUCCGGUACCGGAGAAUCCGUUCGAGUUGCCGCCGUUCGAUGACGAGAGGCGAUUUAGUUGAACUGACAAUUACAUACUACUGUUACUUUUUUUUUUUUUUAAUUUUUAUAUGUAUAGUAUACAAAGCUAUUUAUGGAUUCGCAUAGGAGACGAUACUGAAUCUGUAAUCGACAAUGGAAGAAAAACGAAAA